CGGGUUGCCUCCUGGGGCUGGAGCGGCUGGGCAAGUAGGAAGCGACGCGAGCCCCCUUCGGAGGAUAGUUCUGCUGCGCUGAGAAUUCUUCAUGUCCAGCAGAUCUGGAAGACAACAGGCUGGAGAAGUCGGCAAUAAUGCAAGCGCUGGCAUUUGCUGUUUUUGCAUCUGAAUACCAGAAGCAUUUCUGAUUAAGGGAGAUGUGAUUGGUGCACAGGAAGAAGUGAUCAAUAUGCAAGACACUAUUCUGAUGGCAAUCUUGAUGGUCACAGGUCUGGAGAUACUAUGUUUGGGAGCCACGGCAGUGGAAGAUUCCCAGUGUCAACGGAUUGAGCAUCCUAUUGUUACAAGUGAAGAACUUGCUCCUUGGUUACAUGUGUUCAGAUCGGAAAGUGCUGUUGACUUCUCUCAAAUAACAUUUGAUCCAAGACAAAAAGAACUUAUUGUUGGGGCAAGAAAUUACUUGUUCAGGCUACAUAGUGAGGAUCUUUCUCUAAUCCAGGGUGUGGAAUGGCGCUGUGAUGAGACUACUACAAAAGCUUGUUAUAGUAAAGGCAAAUCAACGGAAGAAUGCCAGAAUUAUAUUCGUGUUCUCCUCAUUGGUGGAGAUAGACUGUUUGCAUGUGGAACUAAUGCAUUUACACCCAUUUGUACUAAUCGAACGCUAAGUAACUUGGAAGAGACACACGAUCAGAUCAGUGGUAUGGCACGCUGUCCCUAUAGCCCCCAGCACAAUUCUACAGCUCUCCUUGCAAGCACUGGUGAGUUAUAUGCAGCCACCGUCAUGGACUUUCCAGGAAGAGAUCCUGCAAUUUAUCGCAGUUUGGGUAUUCUUCCUCCACUUCGGACUGCCCAGUACAACUCUAAGUGGCUCAACGAACCAAAUUUCGUGUCUUCAUAUGACAUUGGAAACUUCAUCUACUUUUUCUUCCGAGAGAAUGCAGUGGAACAUGACUGUGGGAAAAUAGUUUUUUCUCGGGCUGCUCGAGUUUGUAAGAAUGACAUUGGUGGCAGAUUUUUGCUGGAGGAUACUUGGACCACCUUCAUGAAAGCUCGUUUGAAUUGCUCCCACCCUGGAGAAAUUCCAUUUUACUACAAUGAAUUACAGAGUACGUUCUUCCUGCCAGAACUGGACUUAAUCUACGGGAUCUUUACCACUAAUGUGAACAGCGUAGCCGUUUCAGCUGUUUGUGUGUUCAACAUGACUGCAAUAACUCAGGUCUUUAGCGGGCCCUUCAAAUACCAAGAAAAUUCUCGUUCUGCCUGGCUUCCUUAUCCCAACCCUAAUCCUAAUUUUCAGUGUGGCACCAUGGAUCAAGGCCUGUAUUUGAAUCUGACAGAGAGGAAUCUCCAAGAUGCCCAGAAAUUUAUUUUGAUGCAUGAAGUCAUCCAACCUAUCACACCAGUUCCUUACUUCAUGGAGGACAAUAGCCGUUUUUCUCAUGUGGUUGUGGAUGUGGUACAAGGAAAAGAAAUGCUUUUCCAUAUAAUUUAUUUGGCCACAGAUCAUGGGACAAUUAAGAAAAUCCUUGCCCCAGUUAAUCAGACAGCGAGCAGUUGCUUGCUAGAGGAAAUUCACAUCUUCCCAAAGAAGCAGUGGGAGCCCAUCAAGAGCCUGCAGAUUUUACACAGUCAGAGUGCUCUGUAUGUGGGCCUUCAGAAAAGUGUGGUGAAGAUCCCACUGAAGAGAUGCCAGUUCUACAAAACACACGGCACGUGCGUUGGAUCUCAGGAUCCUUACUGUGGCUGGGACUUGGUGCUAAGGAAAUGCACACCAUUGGAAGAAAGCUUGAGCAUGAGUCAGUGGGAGCAGAGCAUCUCUUUGUGUCCGAAGAGGAAUUUGACUGUGGAUGGCCGUUUUGGGACCUGGUCAGAGUGGAAGCCUUGUACACAUGUAGAUGGAUCCAGUGUAGGCAUUUGCCUCUGUAGAACACGCUUAUGUGACAAUCCAGUUCCAAAAUGUGGGGGUCGCCAGUGUGAAGGGUCAAGUAUUGAGAUUGUUAACUGUUCUAGAAAUGGAGGCUGGACUCCAUGGUCAGCGUGGUCUCCGUGCAGCACCUCUUGUGGAAUAGGCUUUCAAGUACGCCAACGUUCCUGCAGUAACCCAAGCCCUCGGCAUGGAGGCCGUGUAUGUGUUGGGCAGAACCGUGAAGAGAGGUAUUGUAAUGAGCAUUUGCUCUGUUCCCCGCAUAUGUUCUGGACUGGCUGGGGUGUAUGGGAGCGCUGUACAGCCCAGUGUGGAGGAGGCAUUCAGGCUCGCCACCGAACUUGCGAAAAUGGUCCAGAUUGUCCAGGUUGCAGUGUUGAGUAUCAGGCUUGUAAUACCAGCCCUUGUCCAGAACUGAAGAAGACAACUCCUUGGACUCCAUGGACACCAGUGAAUAUCUCUGACAAUGGUGGGCACUAUGAACAACGAUUCCGAUACACUUGUAAGGCACGUCUUCCUGAUGCAAGUUUGCUAGAUGUGGGAAGGCAAAGGAUUGAAAUGCGCUAUUGUUCAAGUGAUGGUGCUACUGGAUGUGCAACUGAUGGUGAUUUUUUGCAUUCUGGGCAUCGUUCCACUCACACAGUCAAUGGUGCUUGGUCCCCCUGGUCUCCAUGGUCUCAGUGUAGCCGUGACUGCAGCAGAGGUAUUCGGAAUCGCAAGCGAAUUUGCAAUAACCCUGAGCCAAAGUAUGGGGGAUUGCCUUGCCUGGGACCACCCCUGGAGUACCAAGAAUGCAACAUCCUUCCAUGCCCAGUUGAUGGAAGUUGGUCCUGUUGGUCAUCAUGGUCCAAGUGCUCUGCUACGUGUGGAAGUGGCCAUUAUAUGAGGACUCGCUCAUGUACAAACCCAGCACCAGCCUAUGGAGGCGACAUCUGUCUAGGGCUCCACACCGAAGAAGCGCUUUGCAAUACACAACAGUGCCCAGAUAGUUGGUCAGACUGGUCAGACUGGUCAGGCUGUGAUGCAGCUGGAGUCCAGGUCCGUACUCGCCAGUGUAAUGUUUUAUUUCCUGUGGGUCAGCAGUGCUCGGGGAAUACCACUGAAAGCCAGCCGUGUGAUUCUGAUUCUAAUUUCAUACCAGAUAUAAGAGUUGCAAGAACCAGCAGUAUCAAAGAAAAAAGAUGUGGUGAAUUUAAUCUGUUCCACAUGACUGCUGUGGGGCUGAGUAGUUCCAUUCUUGGGUGCCUUCUGACUCUUCUGGUUUACACUUAUUGCCAGCGGUAUCAGCAACAGUCUCAUGAUGCCACUGUCAUUCAUCCAGUAUCUCCAGCGCCUCUUAACCCCAACAUCACUAAUCACCUCAACAAGCUGGAUAAAUAUGAUUCUGUAGAUGCCAUUAAGGCAUUUAAUAAAAAUAAUCUCAUCCUAGAAGAACAAAACAAGUACUUCAAUCCACAUCUCACCACAAAAGCGUACUCCAAUGCCUAUUUUACAGAUUUGAAUCACUACGAUGAAUAUUAAAAAGGCCUUUGCUUAACUUCAUAUGGGUUCCCAAGAUGUGAACCCUAUGUGUGAACACCAAAUUGUUAAUACCAUGUUGUUGCCAACUUUAAAACAACAACAACAAAAAUUUGAUUGUGUAGGUACAAUCUUGCAGUACAGACACAACUUUGGUAGUACAAUAUUUGUAUUGUGUAACUACAUUGGAGCUAUUACAGACAAGAAAUGAAACAUCUUGCGUAGGACGCUUUAAGGCGGUUGAUCCCAUUUUGGCUUGCUACCAUCCUACUAAUUCAUCUCUUCAGCUUCUCAGAUAUGUGUGGGAAGGGCCGUGGACUGCCUACUGGACACAGCAUUUUCAUUUGUCUAAGAGACAACUGUUCCAUGAGUGGGAGGCCAAGAGCGAGAGAGGGAGUGAGAGAAAAGACAACAGAUUAUUGAAUGUAAUUGCUCUUAACGGCAGAAGCCUUAAGUACUUCAUCCCCCAUGCCAGACUGUAGAAUUUUGUUCCUAAAAAAACUGGAAGCCUGUACGGCUACGCCAUCACUGUUGCAAGCAACUUAGCUGGCAGGUGCCACAGAGGAACAGAAGAACAAGCAACAGAGCGGAUCUAGAAAUAGGCAGGUAUUGUCUGCUUCAGUCUGUCAGGAUGGGAGGAUUUGUGGAAAAUAAACAAGGGCUCAUUGAAUUCUGCGUGUUACUGGCAUAGAUGGAAUCCUGUACCAAGCAGGAAUGCCUGCAUCAUGGGCACCCCUUUGCAGGCUGUAUGUAAGGAUCCACCUGGAAUGUUCGUUAUGAUAUUCACAAACUCUGUUUUAUAUUUUUGUUGCAUUGAAGUACAAAAAGAAAAGAUAAAAGGUACAAAAAGGGAAACCAAACAAACAACAACAACAACAUCUUACUAUAAGGCAUAUAAAACCUCAAAUAGCUGAGUUUUCAAACUCAGCACUAAACCUUAACUGUAUGGCAUAAUAUUGAUCAAUCUUCUAUUACAACUCUAAAGAACCAGGGUGGCAUUUUCUUACUAUCUUUCAAAAGAGUAAUUUGUUUUGCAAUACGCUCUGCUCAGUAAAUCCAUAUCUUUUUAUAUAGUGAUGCAUUUCAGUUUUGGGGGGGAGAUACACACACACACACAGUAUAUGCAUAUACACACACACACACACACACAUAUAUUGUGUGUGUGUGUGUGUGUACAUAUCCACUAAAACUAUAUUAAACUUAAGGAUAUUAAACCAAAAUGGGAUGAUAGUGAGACAAGCCCUAAGCGUAAAUGUCCCCUCCAUCAUUUUAUAUUUCCUGAGUAAUGAUACUGACAACCAACCCUCUGAGGUGUCCAGUAAACAUCAAAAAAUAAAUAUCUGGUUCAUUUCUUUUUAAGAUUUUUAACAAAACAUGCUCUAUAUACUUUAACACCCUUAAAUAUUAGUUUGUUAACAUGGGUAUUCCAACUUUUCCAAAGUUCUUGCAAAUAAACAAUAUCUCCUUUAGCAAUCCUCUUUAUUUGUCUAAAAAAAUAUACAAUAGGUUUUCAAUAAUCCAAAAUGCAUUUGGAUCAUAAUUCAGGAGUUUUAGAUGCCGAUAACCAUUCUGGACCAUAUUGUGAAAUCAAGAGAUAUUUUAGCUGGAUAUACUGCUAUUCCACAUUAUUAGACAAUAUAAAUCCCUCUUGUAGUAACUCAAGCGGUUUAAACACUUGGCAAGAAGGUGACUUAAAGUAUUAAUUGCUAUUAGCCUGUAAAUUCCAAAAUAAAGAUUUAAUUGGAAUAUUUAAACAGGAUUUAUCUCAGAGUGAAGUUUUAUGAUUUGCAUAAAAGUCAAAAUUAUACUUUCAUCCCAACAUCUUCCAAAUAUAGCUUGCAGCUUUAAUGCUGGAAAGAGAACUGAAUUUUGACUAAAAAAUGAACCAAGAUCCUGGUAAAGUAUCAGUAAGGUAACGUAAUACUGGGUGUUUUUUUUUUUUUUUUACAUUUGAUCACUUGAAUUCCAUAGAGAAAUACAGGUUAAAAGGUAUUCCCAGUGAUAACCAUAAUUUAGAUGAAGAAAGUCUAGGUGUUGGUUCUUCAUGUCAAAACUUUCUGAAUAAUGUAACAAUCAGCUUAAAAUACCUUAAUGGUGUUAAGAUGGAAAUUCUUCUAAAUACAUAUAUCAGUCUUGUAAUAUUUAUUUUUAUAAGAGUUAUUUUUCCCAAUAAGCUCAUUGGGAUUCUUAGCCAUCUAUUUAUAUCCAUAGUGAUCAGAGAAACCAUGUUUCAAUCCACAAAAAUCCUUGGGACAAUUAUUCUAAGAUAUUUAACACAAUUCAAACACCAAAAAUAAUUGCAAUUUUUGAUUUUCCAUAGUUCCAAUACAGCAUAUAGAAAGUUUAUGAGAUUUACUCCAAUUGAUUAACCUGGCAAUUUAACAAACUAUAUCAAUACAUUUUGUACUUAUAUCAAUAAAGGUUUGGUACAGAACAUUUAUAAUUAUCAAUUUUAUUUAUGAUAAUUGGUUCCAAUAUUUUGAUAAAUAGAAAAUAAAAGGCAUAAUUGAUGAAUUCCCUGAGAAUCUUGAAAAAUGAGGAAAUCCAUUUGUAAUAUCCAUGGACCUAUCUAUUAUAUGUCUACCAUACCAAGGACCUUUUUUCCAUCUAAUGAGACCAUCACUGCCAAUUUCAGUUUUUCUGGAUGUGUAUCUAAAAUAUCAUUUUGUAAUCCAAAGCUGGUGGUUGAAUUUUGAAAUCAGAUUGUGCAGGAUAGAUAAUCAAAAGUAAUGUUGUCUGUAAUCUACAUGCCAGGGUUGCUGUCAAAAUUUUGGCACCAACAUUGUACAAAAUCUUGUAUGAUCAGUAGAAUCUUUAUCACCUUUCAAAAUCACAGUUAUAUAAGCCUCAGUGAAAAAAACAGGAAAAGCUUAAUUCAAAAGAAAGUAAUUAUAAACCCCAGCACUGUAGGAACAAAAAAUUAGUAUCUGUCUUAUACUACUCAAUCCAUCAGGAACAGGAGAAUUUCCUAUUUUCAUAGAUUUAAUUGUGUGUGUGGUUUCCUGUAAGGAUAAAGGUGCAGCACAGCUUAAAAAAAAAAAACCCACUUGGUCAAAAGCAGUAUUAAUUAAAAAAAAAACAUUAAUUUCCAUCUCACGACUUUUAAUUCAUUGUUAUAAAGCAAGUGUAAAGCAAUUCCUGAUUUCAGAAUCAUAUACCCUAAGCAUCAAUAGUAAAAAUAUUUUGUUGUUACCAAGUUUGUCUCCUUGCUCCCAGUAUGUUUGAUUUAUACAUUUUAGAGGCAGGAUUCAGUAAAUAAAUCCAAUAAAUCACUAUCCUGUAUGUAGUGUAUUUUGGUGGGGGGGUACCUUCGAGUCAGUUUUGACUUCUGGUGACUGCCUGGACAAGUCUCUGCAGUUUCAGGAAUGGU
Messenger RNA from Python bivittatus (Burmese python), 6815 nucleotides. It is a transcript of the gene SEMA5A, whose product is annotated as semaphorin 5A. NCBI's taxonomy places the organism in Eukaryota, Metazoa, Chordata, Lepidosauria, Squamata, Pythonidae. Gene Ontology annotation, molecular function: chemorepellent activity; semaphorin receptor binding. Gene Ontology annotation, biological process: semaphorin-plexin signaling pathway; axon guidance; neural crest cell migration. The record is from RefSeq and is a predicted model, not a curated record. Gene Ontology annotation, cellular component: plasma membrane.